This is a messenger RNA of Hemibagrus wyckioides, 562 nucleotides long. RefSeq names its product mitoregulin-like. Bases 115 to 285 code for a protein of 56 amino acids. Gene Ontology annotation, cellular component: mitochondrial inner membrane. Gene Ontology annotation, biological process: positive regulation of mitochondrial membrane potential. The record is from RefSeq and is a predicted model, not a curated record. Lineage: Eukaryota; Metazoa; Chordata; Actinopteri; Siluriformes; Bagridae. The transcript is spliced from 2 exons.
ACAGAGCCGGUGUGCAUGCCGAUGAAGGAGAGAGGGAGGUGAAACAGGAGAGUUGUAGAAGACACACACACACACACACAGAGGUUCUGGGUGUCUCGCGCUCAGUGUGUGAACAUGGCUGAUGUCUCUGACAGGACUCUACAGAUCGCCAUUAUGAUCUCCUUUGCCGCAGGGUUCAUGGCGGGUUGGCAGGCGAACAGAGCGCGCCGGAAGUUCCUGGACUGGAGGAAGAAGCGGCUGCAGGACAAACUGACGGAGACUCAGAAGAAGUUGGACCUGGCCUGAACAGAACCGAACCCAGGACAGGGACAAGCACGAGGGCAGGUCUCCUGAAGCCCGUGACGCGGUGACCUCUGACCUUGGAGCCGGGCUCUGCAGACCCGAUCUCCUGGUCCUGAGACAUUCUGAUGAGGAACACCUAAACAUCCUCAUGAGAGACGCUGCAGAGUUUUUACACACACUGUACUCUGACUUCUAUUUGGAUUGAAGUGCUUUAUUGUGAACAGUUUUGUAAUAAGAGCUCUUUGUGUAAAUGGAAUAAAAUAAAAUAUUUUACUGAUUA